AUGUCUCACGUUUCAGGCACAGGCGGAGAUGAAUCCACCGGCCAUACCCAAAUGUGGCAACCAGGCACUGUGCACCUCGAAGAUAUGCGUGGCCCUGCUGGUGGCCGAAUUAUUUUACAGCCCCAGCCCACUCAAGACCCGAAUGACCCACUCAAUUGGCCCAAGAAGCGCAAAUACCUUAGCUUUGGUUUAGCGUGUUUGUACGUCAUUAUGGUCAAUGAAUCUAUCAACGCUCCAACUCCAACACGGGGCCCUAUGCACGAAGAGCUCCGCUUCAGCUAUGAGAUUCUUAACGACAGUUAUGCUAUUGGCUGCGCGUGUCUAGGAAUCGGCGCUGUGAUCCUCGUGCCACUCUCCCUGAAGCUCGGUAGAAGGCCACUCUAUCUUUUCAGCACAAUUAUCCAGUUUGGUGUGAGCAUUUGGUCUGCCAAGAUGCAGACUGUUGCGGAUUUAAUGCUUAUUAAUACGGUUCAAUGUUUCUUUGGAGCAUUAGAAGAGGUAAUCGUUCAAAUGACGGUCUCUGACAUUUUUUUUGUGCACGAGCGUGGCAUGAUGAAUUCAAUAUAUAUUUGGUCCUUCAAACUGACUACGUCACUUGGACCGCUUAUUGCUGGAUAUAUCACAAAAGGACAGGGGUGGAGAUGGGUCUGGUGGUGGAACACUAUCUUUUUUGGCAUAUGUAUCUUCAUUGUUGGCUUCGGCUACGAGGAGACCAAAUAUGCGCCACCCCCAUCUGUUUCAGCACUAUCCGGGAGUGGAGAACUCUAUGAAAACCCUACUCAUUUCGAUGAUGAUCCGGAUAUCAAAGUCAAAAAUUUGGCCAGAAAAUCAGGAGUAAAGUAUCACACUCAAUUCGAUCAAGAGGUUACUCCACAACCACUCCACACACUUUCUGAGGGAAAUUUGUCACAUUCCAGGGCUACCAUGGACCCAGAGAUCCCAAUGAAGACCUACUGGCAAAGACUGGCAAUUACAACAACAUCAUCUUCACGGAAGGGAAGAAAUUCUUUCUUUCGUCAUUUAUACCAACCCUUUGUCCUUCUCCUAACCAUCUCAGCUAUUGCAUAUACGGCUUUAGUUUAUGGAAUUUUGGUCGGACUUGGAGAUGUUAUGUCAACCACCCUAUCGACCUUCAUGACCCAACCGCCAUAUAAUUUCACUUCAGACAAAAUUGGACUUAUGAAUCUACCAAUCAUUAUUGAUAUCACUAUUGGGACCCUCGUCGGUGGCCCUAUAAGCGACUGGAUUAUUCUCUAUUUCUCUCGUCGCAAUAACGGUAUCUUCGAACCAGAAUACCGUCUGUGGGCUAUGAUCCCGUUUGUGCCAUUCAUUCCCGCCGGUGCAGUUAUGUUUUCUAUCGGUCUAAGCAAUGGACUCUCAUGGCCAGUGAUUGCAGUUGGCUUUGCGUUGUAUUUUGUGGGGAUUGCUCCGAUCAACAGCAUUACGAUCACUUACCUAACAGAUUCAUACAGAGAUGUGAGUAUAUUUAUACCAUUUCAUGGUAAACCUAGUCUAUACUGA
Molecule: messenger RNA, 1521 nt
Organism: Penicillium cosmopolitanum
Lineage: Eukaryota; Fungi; Ascomycota; Eurotiomycetes; Eurotiales; Aspergillaceae
Exons: 1
Coding region: 1-1521 (506 amino acids)
Biological process (GO): transmembrane transport
Molecular function (GO): transmembrane transporter activity
Source: RefSeq, a predicted model, not a curated record